This is a messenger RNA of Aspergillus udagawae, 261 nucleotides long. RefSeq lists its product as uncharacterized. The transcript has a single exon. NCBI's taxonomy places the organism in Eukaryota, Fungi, Ascomycota, Eurotiomycetes, Eurotiales, Aspergillaceae. The coding region runs from base 1 to 261 and encodes 86 amino acids. The record is from RefSeq and is a predicted model, not a curated record.
AUGCACCAGUGGAUGACCGAGUUUAGCAGCAUUCCAACCUGCCAAGACUAUCUGCAGAAAUAUCUGCGGCAGCUCUGCCUCUGCGCCUUCCGGAAAGAUGUCUUUACGCAGAUUAAGGCACUGCUGAAGCCGGAGUCCGCGACCGCUGCCCUGGCCGGUAACCACCCCGCUCUGUUGGCCCAGUCUGGAAGACGCGCUCCCGGAGCGAUUCCGGCCACCCCACAUCACUUUGGGGAACCGGACGGCCGUCAAGCAUAUUAA